This is a messenger RNA of Homarus americanus (American lobster), 3664 nucleotides long. RefSeq names its product neuroligin-1-like. Gene Ontology annotation, cellular component: postsynaptic membrane; synapse; cell surface. The coding region runs from base 1 to 2049 and encodes 682 amino acids. The record is from RefSeq and is a predicted model, not a curated record. The transcript has 7 exons. Gene Ontology annotation, biological process: synaptic vesicle endocytosis; chemical synaptic transmission; presynaptic membrane assembly. NCBI's taxonomy places the organism in Eukaryota, Metazoa, Arthropoda, Malacostraca, Decapoda, Nephropidae. Gene Ontology annotation, molecular function: signaling receptor activity; neurexin family protein binding.
AUGGUGCUCAUUCUCAAGGGUGCCUGUCUCAAGGUUGCCCUCAAGGGUGCCAGUUCUGGUGGAGGCCAGUCUCAAGGGUGCCAGUUCUCUAGGGUGCCAGAAGGGUGCCAACCUCAAGGGUGCCAGUCUCAGUUCUCUGCCAAGUGCCAGUUCUCGGGGUGCCACUCUUGCCUCAAGGUGCCAGUUGUCAAGGGAGCCAGUUCUCAGUUCUCAAGGGUGCCUGCUCAAAGGGUGCCCGUUCUUAGCCCUCAAGGGAGCCAGAGGGUUGCCGUUCUCAAGGGUGCCAGUUCUCAAGGGUGCCAGUUCUCAAGGGAGCCAGUUCUCAAGGGUGCCAGUUCUCAAGGGUGCCAGUUCUCAAGGGUGCCAGUUCUCAAGGGUGCCAAUUCUCAAACUUGUUGCCGUCAGGUGCCAGAGUACUACUACGCGUUCGGGCCCACGGUCGACGGGGUGGUCAUCGACACCGACUUCGACACAGAUCGACAGUCUUACAUCAACCGCCUGGCCAGCUAUGACCUCAUCUUCGGCGUGACGCCCUCGGACGCCUUCUUCACCUUUAACGACGAUGACGUCAAGUUCGGCUUCGAGACAGACAAGAGAAACAAGAUCUUGAGGACUUUCAUCAGGAACACCUACAACUAUCACCUGACGGAGAUUAUGGCCACGGUAAUCAAUGAGUACACAGACUGGGUUCGGCCGGUGCGUCAUCCCAUCAGCACGAGGGACGAGACGCUGGCCCUCCUCUCUGACGCCCUGUACACCGCCCCCGUCAUGCACACCGGCAACCUGCACGCCCUCGCCUCCUCCAAGACUUACCUCUAUCUCUUCGACCACCAGACCAGAGGCGCCGACUACGAGCCACAACGACUGGGGUGUGUCCACGGGGAGGAGCUGCCCUACAUGUGGGGGGCGCCGCUGGUGGAGACCCUUGCCCACUUCCCCACCAAUUACACCCAGCAGGAGGUCAAGCUCGCGGAGGCGAUGCUCACCUACUGGACCAACUUCGCCAGGACCGGGAAUCCAAAUGAGCCGAUUGACCAGCAUCAUGACCGAGGCCUGGAGAAAAACAGGUUCAGGGCGCUGGAAUGGCCACUCUAUGAUGGCAUGCACCGCAAAUACAUCGAAAUUGACACCAAACCCCGGGUGAAGGACCACUACCGUUCCCACCAACUGAGUUUCUGGCUACAGCUGGUACCUCAACUUCACCGAGCUGGGAAGGACGCCCCUGAUGAUCACCACCACCUCGAGAACCAUAACGACUGGAACUCCUACCGGGGCUUCGUCAGGUCCGAGCCAGUCACCAGAGUCAUCUUGCCGCCGGAGACGACAACUGAGGCGACGACAACGCGGCAAUACAAUGUUUCAGCAGUACUGCAGUCAACUCCGGCCAGUGCAGAAGGCAGCAAUGGGACAGGAUUGCAUUCACACGCCUCCCUCAGCGACGGCUUUGCUGCUUAUUCCACGGCGCUCUCUGUUACCAUUGCCAUUGGGUGUUCACUCCUUAUCCUCAAUGUGCUCAUCUUUGCGGGGGUUUACUACCAGCGGGACAAGUCACGUAUGGAGGCGAAGAAAGUGGCAGAGAACGGCGGGUUGUUGGCGCCAGCCCAUAGCAUCAGUGGAGACGUGCACACCCCGCCAACACCCAGCCUAUCCGUCAAGGCAGAGGUGGCUGCCCGUAUGGGGUCGGCAGGCAUGAAGGCUCCCCCACCCACGCCCAUGACUCAGACCACACACCUGCCACCACCAGAGUUCGCCGACUAUCCCAGCCAGACAGCGCAUUAUGGCACAGCCCACGGGGUAUCGCACCUGCACACUCUGCCCCGCGGCACCAUGGCUAAAGUAGUCGCCUGCGAGAGCCAGAAUCAACAGGGAGGCGGCAGCCUUACCCUUUCCGUGCCGCGGGCCCCGCCUCCCCCUCAAGUACCCUGCCAUGGCUCAGAGGCUCAACCAUUACUGAAACAGACGUCCUUUACUCUCACUUCACCCCAUACUUCCACCUCUUCCUCUAAGAGCCCAACUAAAGACUCUAACGUAGGUGAGCUACGAGUAUAGCGUUACCAACAAGGCUCCCUAGCAAAGUCCCCUCCCCGCCCCUCCCGUGUCCACAAGCUCAGCCCGUGUAGACGCUCCACAACCCUCGCUUUAAGGUAGUUCUCCUGCAUAUUACCAUCACUAGUACAUGUUUUCAUUUAUACAGGCUUCAGAUCUAUGUGAUGAUACGUGACAAAUAACUCAAUAGGGUAGACUUACUAGACUCACUAUGUCCACCCUCAGUGCAAUGCUCCACUGCUGCUCAAAUACCUAAGUCAUCCCAGCGUCACAAGACUCACCGCCAGUGAUUCAACAGCACCAAACUAAGAAGCAGUAACCACCGUGCUGUGGGGUUUCAAUUAUAAGAAAAAAAAAUGCUGUCUUACAAAAGAUGGUGGAUUUAAACGAACGUUCUUGAUGCAGUGAAUCCAGAGUGGUUAUCCUACUAAGCAGUGAGAGUAUCAGGAAACAAUGAGAAACAUAAGUCGAUAACGUUGUGGAAAAUAGUAAAUAAUUGCCUCUUGUUAUGGGUUGAAUAAUAGAAGUUACAGACUGUUAAAGCUGUAAAAGAAUCUGGAUUUUGGCGAACAUUGUCAACGCACAUAACACGUGACUCCUCAAUGAUCAUUAUAAAUUGAGAGGGUUAAAAAAAACUGAUCAGAGUUACGUGGGCACAGCAGGCAAACACAGCUAAGGCAAAGACUGUAGAGCCACUGCGCCAUCUCAGCCUCAGCUAGUCGAGGUGUCCAAAACCCUGUAAUCUACUCUAGCUUGGUGAAAUUUGCUCUGUGAAUAGUGAGACCAAACUACGUAGAUGUACAAGUAUGAACAAUCGGUGAACGAAUUCCGAAGUUAUUGUGCUUUUAGGUAUUUGAAAAGACAUUUAUAUUGUUACUUACGUUGAAGCUUGUAUGACACAGGUUACUUGUAAAUACACGGGAAGCCUUGUUCAUACAGGGCAGUCGUGUAACGUUGCCAAGUGCAGUGGUGAGCUUGAAUGCAGUCAGCUGCAUCGAAUGUGAAAGUUAACAUUUUUACUCUUUUAAUGGAUACUGUAAAAUAGAUUCAUAACGUGUGAGUGAGAGAUCGUGUAAGGUCAACUGCUUUGCUUAACAAUCCUGAACAAUUGGUGCAGAUGUGCAGUCUUCAUUAUUAAUUUAAGUGUUCUUUAUGAUGGUUUUGUAAGUGUUCUAAUUUAGCCUUUUUUUAUACUGCAUUGUUAAUGUGAUCAGCUGCUUUGACACUUUCGCAGAGUCGUGCAGUCAAUCAAAUGCUCGAUAGACGUAAGGUGGUCAGCGUCGCCCCCUCUUACAUAAUACCCUGACCAUGGUAUAAAGUAAACUUUGACUCGCCCAGAACCUCCUAAUUUUUAAAGUUUGAGAUUAAAGAAGAAGUGUACUUUCCUUUAAUGCUAGUUUACUAGUCACAGUCUCACACAUACUGUACAUUUGAGAGAAUUGUAUAACAUCAAAAGUUAUUUUGUGUUGUAAAUAACGACUCAUUUUACCUAACUAACUGCCUGAGACUUAAAGUGGCUGAUCAUGUUACGUCACAACUUUAUGAAACCUGAAUUCUGAAAGCCCAUCUAAGUGCGCGUGUGUGCGCGUGUGUGUGUGUGCGCGUGUGUGUGUGUGUG